GGGGCGGGGCUGGCGGCGGUCGCCGGUCGCCGGUGGCGCGAGGUCGGGUCCGGGGCCCGGGCCGGUUUCCCCAUGAGCAGGCGCUGCCCGCCGGCCGCCGCCUCGCUGCUGCGGGGGCUCGGCGGCUCUGCCGCGCUCUGUCUGGGCAGGAGCAUGAGUCUUUGCGGGGCGCCGGCCGCCUGCGCCGCGGGGCCUGCGGGCGGCGGUGGCGGCGGCGCGGGCUCCUCCUCGGCGCGGCUGAGCCCGCCGUGGCUGCGGCUGCCGGACGUGCCGGGCGCGGAGCCGCACCGGGCCAACGACCUCCUCCUGCUGCUGCCGCCGCCGCCACCGGCCCCGCGCGGCCCGGCCCCGCCGCAGCAUCACGUUGUCUACUUCCCGGGGGACGUGCAGAACUAUCAUGACAUCAUGUCUUGCCACCCAGAAAACUUUCAGUGGGAGCAGUGGAGUUUUGAAAAUGUUGCUACCAUACUUGCUCGCCGGUUCCCUAAUAGCUUUAUUUGGGUUGUAAAGUGUUCUCGAAUGCACCUGCACAAAUUCAGUUGUUAUGACAACUUUGUGGCGAGCAACAUGUUUGGAGCACCAGAGCACAGCACUGACUUUGGAGCUUUCAAGCAUCUCCAUGCACUGCUAGUUAAUGCAUUCAGACUCUCUCAGAAUAUUCUGCCAUCCCAGAAAAGUGUGCAUGGUGUCAGCAAGGAUGCAAAAAUAGCUGCUGGUAAAUCACAGCCACAGUCUGUUCCUACAACAAAUGGCUGCUCAUCCACAGAAGAGAGAGAUUACGAAUGCUCUAAUCAUUCUGCUAUGAACUUCAUUAUACCGUCUGCUGUAGGUGCAGUGUCAUUUACUUUGAUUGGCUUCAGUAAAGGUUGUGUGGUUUUGAACCAGCUCCUUUAUGAGCUGAAGGAAGCCAAAAAAGACAAGAAUACAGAUGCCUUCUUAAAAAACAUAAAAGCAAUUUACUGGUUGGAUGGUGGUCACUCAGGAGGAAGCAAUACUUGGGUUACUUACCCUGAAGUGCUGAAGGAACUUUCAGAGACAGGAAUUGAAGUUCAUGCUCAUGUUACACCAUACCAAGUGUUUGACACAAUGAGGUCAUGGAUUGGGAGAGAGCAUGAGAAAUUUGUACAGAUACUUGAAGAAUUUGGUGUGGAAAUAAAUGAUCAAAUACAUUUUGCUGAUGACGUUCCAUCCUUAGAUAACCAUUUCAGAGUUCAUGAAGUAUUUUGAGACUGUAUGUAUCUGAAUAGUAUAUUGAUUGUAGAAGCACUUUUAACACUGUAAACGUUGUAAUCUAGAUUUACAACUUUGAGCAGAGGCUUUCUGAAGAGUAUACUAAUUCAGUCCUGCAUUGCUAAUAGAUACUAUAUAUAAAUUUCAGUAGUUUAAGAAGGAGGAUUGGGACCGCAUACCUACAACAGAUGUUAUCAAUUUGAUUCCUGGAAAACAGUGUUAUGAAGAACUGUCCUAUACAUGUUUUUUUUGUUAAAUGUGGACGUUUAUUCUCAAACUGCUGGCAAAAUGUCUACUGUCGUAUACUGCCUUUAAUGGGAGUUUAAAGGACUCUAGACUUUCAAAUGCCUGGAUACUUCAAUUUAGUAGCUUCCAGGGCUAAAAGCUUUGAUCUUUGUCAGUAACAGAGAGAAGGAUGGGUUUUUUUCGCUCAAGGAAAGUGAUGAUUGUUAGAACAAUCUUAGUUAUAUAUUUUGGUGAAAACUGGUUUAGUUAGUUAACUAAAUAUUCCAUUUUUGCAACACUUCUCCUAAUUGAAACAAAGUCACAAAUACUUACCUUUGGAAUAACAGUGCCCAUCCAUUUUUCUUCCUGUGUGCACCUUGCCUUUUCUGUUUCUGUAAAGUUUCAUUAAUUCAUUGUAAAGUAUCAGCUAGUGAAUAGCCAUUUCACCUGGGGCUUGAAAAUUUUGACAUAGCUAUGUUAAGUGACCAAGAAUAUUGAGGAGGGUGUAGCUUACUGCUGUUUUAACAUAGCUUGCUAUUGCUUUGACUAACUUUUAUAAGGACCAGCACUAAUAUCUGUAUUUUCAAAUCAAGAGGUAUUUUUGUCCCUACCUUGGACUGGUGAGGUCAAAAUGCUUCAGUUUUUAAAACUAUUAUCGCCUUUAAAUAUAUUGCAGUAGUGGCUUCUAGAGCUGCCCAAAAAGCUAUUUUCAGAGCCUAAUUUUUCAUACAGAAAAACACAUACUCCCAGUUAAAUAUGAAGCUGGACAAAUCAGCUGCAACAGAUGUAGUCUAGUUCAGGCCCCAAACCUGAAUGUUCUUCUGAAGGAAGUAUUACUGAAAGAUGGACAAAUGAGGGUAUUAGUGGAACUUUUCUACGGUUGUAAGUAACUUCCCAUUUAUCUACAAAUAAAUCUUAGAAUUACUCUUAAAGACAACUUUAGCUAUUAACAGUGAACCAGUAGCUUAAAAUGGUUUUGGAUUUCCUGGAAGUACAGGAAUACAAAAGCAAAUUAGCAAACCACUGUGAAGAUUACACAAAAGAUGUGGCUCAGCUCUGAAAAAAGGCAUUUUAUUCAAUUUUGUUUGUAUGUUUGAUGGUGUAGCAACAUCUUCCCCCUGCUUCUUGCUUCCUGUGACUCUUACACUGUGGAAGGAAUGUCUUGGGUCAUGUUUCUGCUAUUGGCAUCAUUAAAACUUACAAGGUUCACUGGAAACAGUAUUUUCACAGCUCUUGCAGAGGUUGUGCAUGUGUUAAUGAUCACUGAAGGAUAAGAAAAGUGUCUUGGACUCGUAAGAAAAUUUUCUUAAAACAUUAAAGGUAGUAGAAAAGAUUAUGCAUAUAGUGUGCACCUUGUAAUGUGAAAGUGAACUGUAUCGCUAAUAAUAAUUAGGCUAAUGUACCUGGUUAAUCAAAAGGGGGAAUAAUCUAUUUUAAUUGAUGGAGAAAAGUGCAACAUGCAAACCAACUCUAACAUUUUAUAAACAAUCUGAAAUAUUAUUCUGACUGCCAUGUGCUUUUUUUUAAAGCUCUUUCUUGGAGACUUUGUUCACCCCUAUUUAUCAAUUACCUUCUUAAUGGUGUUGGUAUAACUUAAAGGUUAUAAGUCCUUAAUGGGCUUAUAACAACUUGUUUAUGUGUUCCAGGGAAGCCUAUUUCCCUUCUUUGUCCUUUUGAUAAUGUGGAAUAUGCAGUGACUUUUUUCUGUAAAGGAAAUAUGGGUCAUGUAACAAAGUGAUUUUAAUAGAAGGCCUACAAAUUGCUUGAAAUACCUUUAACUAUUACAAAAUAAAGUUUAAAAAAAUAAACAAAAAAACCCAAAAUGCACCACUGAUCUUGCUCCCUCUCAGUUUCAUACUGACCAGGCUAACUGGGAUAUGCUAAAACUUGCCCUAUCCACUAACACUGCUGAUCACAGACCAAUUUCUAAACAAUUCUGUGCCAGCCAAAACAGCAGGAGUAGGUUGUUGGAAAAAUCUUUUGGAAACAGCUAUUAAAAUACUGACGUUGUCUUCAGAAGUUUCUGGAUGGCUGUCCUAUGAAAGUAACAUUAACCUGUUUCAUGGAGGCUGCUUACAAUAGCUUAAAUAAAAUAGGCUCAAGUGUUGCUGUAUGAAUUUGAAGAAUAAGCACUUUGUUGUAAAACUAAUCUUGUUGUGAGACCUCAUGUUGUGGAGGGAAAACGGACUGGUUGUUUUUCAUUCUCUAAACAGUUGUAGUACUCUGUUGGAAUGUGUCUCUGUCAUUCAGUACAAUGCAUGCUAAAAAUAAAUUUUGCAAACUAUGUAGAAAAUAAAAUAUUUCUAAUGGGUGAAACCACUUUGUGAAUGUAAAACUAUUAAACAAGGAAUGUGAAGUUAA
Messenger RNA from Tyto alba (common barn owl), 3816 nucleotides. RefSeq names its product chromosome unknown C2orf69 homolog (gene CUNH2orf69). The coding region runs from base 73 to 1227 and encodes 384 amino acids. Gene Ontology annotation, cellular component: mitochondrion. Lineage: Eukaryota; Metazoa; Chordata; Aves; Strigiformes; Tytonidae. The record is from RefSeq and is a predicted model, not a curated record. The transcript has 2 exons.